Messenger RNA from Lycium barbarum (goji berry), 2679 nucleotides. RefSeq lists its product as uncharacterized. NCBI's taxonomy places the organism in Eukaryota, Viridiplantae, Streptophyta, Magnoliopsida, Solanales, Solanaceae. The coding region runs from base 1 to 2511 and encodes 836 amino acids. The record is from RefSeq and is a predicted model, not a curated record. Gene Ontology annotation, molecular function: transmembrane transporter activity. Gene Ontology annotation, cellular component: plasma membrane. The transcript has 15 exons.
AUGGAAAAUUUAUGCAACGUGGUGCAUGGAAUGAGGCCGCUUCUGCUUAUGGUUAUGGGGCAAAUGAUAUCGGCAGGCAUGAAUUUUGUGUUCAAACUUGCAACCAGCGAUGGGAUGAAUUUUAGCAUUUUGACCUUUUAUCGGUCCCUCUUCGCUUCUGUUUUCAUGGUCCCUUUAGCAUUCUUCAUUGAAAGGGGAAAAAGAUCCAAGCUAACAAAGAUGGUUUUAUUCCAAGGAUUUUUGUGUGGUCUACUUGGGGGAUCAGUAGGCCAAAACAUGUACCUGCAAAGCUUGGUCUACACAUCACCAACUUUUGUCACAGCUAUGUUUAAUCUCAUCCCUGCCAUGACCUUUAUUGUUGCCAUCAUAUUGAGGUUAGAGAGGUUGGGUUGGAAUUCAGCAGCAGGUAAAGCAAAGGUAUUUGGGACGAUCGUUUGCAUCAGUGGAGCGAUGCUCCUAUCAUUCUACAAAGGGCCAGAGAUAAAUAUGGGGAAAACAAACAUAAACUUGUUGCGUUCCACACACCAUACGGGAGAAAGUAAGCCUUUACUAGGUGCCCUUCUUGCCCUAGCUGGUUGUACUUGCUAUGCACUAUUGUUGAUUGUUCAGGCUAAGGCGGCUAAGCGAUAUCCAUGUCCUUACUCAUUCACCGCUCUAUUGAACGUAAUGGCAGCAGUUCAAUGUUUUGUUGUUGCAGUAGUUGUGGAAAGAGACUGGAAUGAAUGGAAAUUGGGGUGGAACAUUAGACUUCUUGCUUCAGCCUAUGCGGGGAUUUUUUGUUCUGGAGUACUGUAUACCAUCAUAGCAUGGGUUGUCCGGAUGAAAGGCCCGGUAUAUGUAUCCGUUUUCAACCCUUUGAUGCUUAUUAUGGCGGCAAUUACUGGAUACUUGUUCUUGGAAGAAAAGUUGUUCCUCGGAAGCAUCCUUGGAUCAAUUGUGAUAGUGUGUGGACUAUAUGUUGUCCUGUGGGGAAAAGAUAAAGAAAUCAAGAAACUCAGCCAGUUGGUGCCGGAUAAAGAAGAGAUUGACAUAAAUUCCUCGUCACGUAAAGACAGUAGCCAUGAUGGUAGCAGCAAAAGGGAGGUAAAAGAAGAAGAAGAACAAGAAGAGAAUGUAUCAUCAAGAAAGACAUUUAUUACACAUUUUGCUGACAUGGCAAAUGUGUGCUAUUUCACUCUCUUUGAGCACGAAAAGGAGGAAGGUUAUAAAAUUAAACCCUCCUUUUCUUUCUUGCUUUCUUGGUUUUGUCUAUUCCUCUUCAAGAAACCAUUCAUCUUCCAAAAGAUUUUUUUUUGUUGUUGGAUUCUUGAAAGAGGGAAGGAGCAGAGAAGAUUAAUGGGUAGCAUGGAAAAUUUAUGCAACCUGGCGCAUGGAAUGAGGCCACUUUUGCUUAUGAUUCUUGGGCAAAUUAUAGUUGCAGGAAUGAAUUUUGUGUUCAAACUUGCAACCAGCGAUGGGAUGAAUUUUAGCAUUUUGAUCUUUUAUCGGUCUCUCUUCGCCUCGGUGUUCAUGGUCCCUUUAGCAUUCUUCAUUGAAAGGGGAAAAAGAGCCAAGCUAACAAAAAUGGUUUUAUUCCAAGGAUUUCUGUGUGGUCUACUGGGGGGAUCUUUAGGACAAAACAUGUACCUGCAAAGUUUGGUUUAUACAUCACCAACUUUUGUCUCAGCAAUGUUCAAUCUCAUCCCUGCCAUGACCUUUAUUGUUGCAAUCAUAUUGAGGUUAGAGAGGUUAGGUUGGAAUUCACCAGCAGGUAAAGCAAAGGUAUUUGGGACGAUCAUUUGCAUCAGCGGAGCUAUGCUCCUAUCAUUCUACAAAGGGCCUGAUAUAAAUAUGGGGAAAACAAACAUAAACUUGUUGCACUCAACACACCAUAAGGUUGACAGUAAACCUUUGCUAGGUGCCUUUCUUGCCCUAGCUGGUUGUACUUGCUAUGCAGUAUUAUUGAUUGUUCAGGCUAAGGCGGCUAAGCGAUAUCCAUGUCCUUACACAUUCACCGCUCUACUGAAUGUAAUGGCAGCAAUUCAAUGUUUUGUUGUUGCAGUAGUUGUAGAAAGAGACUGGAAUGAAUGGAAAUUGGGUUGGAACAUUAGACUUCUUGCUGCAGCAUAUACGGGGAUUUUUUGUUCUGGAGUAAUGUAUACCAUCAUUGCAUGGGUUGUCCGGAUGAAAGGCCCGGUAUAUGUAUCUGUUUUUAACCCUUUGAUGCUUAUUAUGGUUGCAAUUACUGGAUACUUGUUCUUGGGAGAGAAGUUGUUCCUUGGAAGCAUCCUUGGAUCAAUCGUCAUAGUGUGUGGACUAUACGUUGUCUUGUGGGGAAAAGAUAAAGAAAUCAAGAAACUCAGCCAGUUGGUGCCAGAUAAAGAAGAGAUUGACAUAAAAUCUUCUUCACUUAAAGGCAGUAGCCAUGGCGGUAGCUGUAAAAGGGAGGAAAAAGAAGAAGAACAAGAAGAGAAUAAGAGGGAUUCCCAGGUUGGUUCUGAAAUAUUAGGAGGUGUUUACAUUUAUCACUAGAAGAUGAAGGACUAUAUGUAUCAUCAAGAAACACCAUUUAUUCUGUAUGAUGGCCGAUAGAGGCGCGGUUUAUAAAGCUGCAGUUUUCAACAUUAGAACAAACUAGCUAAAGUUUUGUAUCGACUGUACAUGCUAUCACUAGCAAUGAACUAGCCAUUUUGAUCAUCG